Messenger RNA from Oncorhynchus keta (chum salmon), 706 nucleotides. It is a transcript of the gene meig1, whose product is annotated as meiosis/spermiogenesis associated 1. The transcript has 3 exons. The record is from RefSeq and is a predicted model, not a curated record. NCBI's taxonomy places the organism in Eukaryota, Metazoa, Chordata, Actinopteri, Salmoniformes, Salmonidae. The coding region runs from base 285 to 566 and encodes 93 amino acids. Gene Ontology annotation, cellular component: nucleus.
UGUAUAGAUAAAAUGUUUUCGGCAAUAAGAUGGUUAGUGUGUAAGAAUUAAGAGAGCAGUUCUGCCUGCUCUCCCCUCUACUAUUUCCUGUACCGAGACUGGCUAUCUGACAAGUGGUCGGCAGAACCACCUGCUGCACCCAUCUGCUCUCUAUCCCCCAGGACAGGAGGACGGGGAGAAAUAGAAAAUCAGCCUUACCCUACUUCUGCCACCCAAUUCAUAUUCAGGAUGCCCCUCCCCAUAUAACCUACUAUGUCGCCUGUGGACAUCCUCUCUGCAGCAUAAUGUCUUGUGCAGCCUACUUAGAUGGCAACGCAACGCCAAAGUCCAUGAGCAGAGCCAAACAAUGGACUGACGAGGUGGAGAACUUAUACAGAUUCCAACAGGCAGGCUACAGAGAUGAACUGGAAUACAAACAAGUAAAGCAAGUUGACUUGAUCGACAGGUGGCCUGAGACUGGGUUUGUGAAGAAGCUUCAGCGUCGAGACAACACAUUCUAUUACUACAACAGAAAAAGAGAAUGUGAAGACCGGGAAGUCCAUAAAGUGAAGGUCUAUGCAUAUUAAGUCAGGAGUGUCCAGCAAUCUCUUUUCCAUUUUGAAUAUCUUUUGAUGUUUUUUGAAGAAGACGUCUGUAGGAAGGAAGGCAGCAUCAUCCCAGCUGUGGAAUGUAGACCAGUUCACUGAAUAAAGGGUGUGAGGCUGAA